Molecule: messenger RNA, 631 nt
Organism: Musca vetustissima
Lineage: Eukaryota; Metazoa; Arthropoda; Insecta; Diptera; Muscidae
Product: serine/threonine-protein phosphatase 2B catalytic subunit 1-like
Exons: 3
Biological process (GO): calcineurin-mediated signaling
Cellular component (GO): cytoplasm; calcineurin complex
Molecular function (GO): calmodulin-dependent protein phosphatase activity; calmodulin binding
Source: RefSeq, a predicted model, not a curated record
AAUAAAAUAUUUCAAAAAUUUGAAAAUAUUUUCAAAUUUUUGUGAAAAUGUCUUCGACAGCAACAUCAGCGGCCACAACGGCCAACCAACAGAAAUCUUCUGCGGGCAAAGAUAGCAGCAAUACAACAGCGGCCGGAAAUAAAACAAAGUGCAAAUACACCAAAACCAAGGAGCGCAUGAUUGAGGAGGUGCCACUGCCACCUGCUCACAAAUUAACAAUGGAUGAGGUCUAUGAUCCCAAAACGAACAAACCAAAUUAUGAUGUCUUGCGACAACAUUUCCUACUGGAAGGACGCAUCGAAGAAGAACCUGCCAUGAGAAUAAUAACUGAGGGUGCGGCUUUGCUGCGGAAUGAGAGUAAUAUGAUAGAUGUUGAGGCACCCAUUACCGUGUGCGGUGAUAUACAUGGACAAUUUUUCGAUUUGGUAAAACUAUUCGAAGUUGGUGGCCCACCAGAGUCUACAAGAUAUUUAUUUUUGGGUGAUUAUGUCGAUCGUGGUUAUUUUAGUAUAGAGUGUGUCCUAUAUUUAUGGUCGUUAAAAAUCUGUUAUCCUGAUACAUUAUUUCUGCUGCGCGGUAAUCAUGAAUGCAGACAUUUAACAGAAUAUUUUACCUUUAAACAGGAAUGUAA